Vitis riparia (riverbank grape) is the source of this 1164-nucleotide messenger RNA. RefSeq lists its product as uncharacterized. The record is from RefSeq and is a predicted model, not a curated record. The coding region runs from base 297 to 899 and encodes 200 amino acids. Lineage: Eukaryota; Viridiplantae; Streptophyta; Magnoliopsida; Vitales; Vitaceae. The transcript is spliced from 2 exons.
ACUGGUUUACCCCAGGAGGAAAGGGUCACAGUUUACAAUGGGAGAAUCAGAGUCAGAAGAAUAGUACUGACAACUUGACCACGGAAAAUAGUCUGCAAAUCAGACAGUUAGAAAUUCCCCACCUAUUAAGCUGUCCAGAUCAGUAUGUUGGUGGGGCAUGCUUAUGGUAACCUUACUUCCAUUCUCUGUAGUAUAUGUGAUAUAUAGGUGUUGAAAACUCUCUCUCUCUCUAGUUUUCAGUUUUCUCUUAAAUUCUUCUGCACUUGGUCUCAACCUUUACUGGCUCUUCUACUGAAAUGAAUCUGUAUAGAGAAGAUAAUCCAUGCUGCUGCUAUUUCCAUCCUAAAGAGGUGAUUGUGGGGGUGUGUCCCCUGUGUCUGAAUGAGAGGCUCCUCAUAUUGGCAGCAAAACAAGGGCACCAUUCCCUUGCCAAAGGCCACCAUAGAACUCACAGCCUCAUGCACAAGAAACCCCCCAUCAACCUUCCCAAGAUCUUCGCCUUGGGCUCCUUUCUCAACCGCCUUGAGUUUCGCCACUGGAAGUCUGAUCACUCUGAUCAUGAUGCCUCCACCAGUCAAGAAGAUUCCUUCAUAUCAAUCAAGUUUGAAGACAAUGGUGUUGCCUCAUGGGAAAAGACCACAGCCACAAAGGUCCCUCUUCAGCAUUGCACCAAUAUGCCAUUGAGCAAAGAGGCCAAGGGGACUAAGAGUGUAGUAGAACAUGCAAAACCACGUGCAACGCUGAGGUGGAGAAAGCGGAUUGGGCACCUAUUCCAGCUGAUCAGAUGGAAGAGGUCUACCAAGGCAAACGUGUGCCACGUGGGCAGCAAGGUGGAGGGAGUCAAGGUGAUGAGGAAGGGCUGGAUAAGGACUCUGACAAGGAGGAAGACCAAAGAAUAAAGGGUUGCACAGAAAGAGACACUAAGCUUUUCCUCCACCACCCCCCUCCCCCCCCCCCCAAAAAAAAAAAAAAAAUUGUGUGUUGAAGCUCAAUAAUGGUGGGCUCAAUGUGAAUCCCUAAAGCUAUAUGUUAUUGAGAUGGAAGAGUCAAAAUAGCUUUGUCAUUUUUAAAAAUGUGCUUUCCUUUGAAUUCUUGGCUUCUUUGUAUUUUUUUGAAUAGCUAGCAAUUGCUGUAAAAGAAAAGCUAGUCCAAAGUGUUGUCACA